AUGAUGUCCGCAAGACCCCUCGCUCGCUCGACGCUCCCUAGAGCUACUCGUGCUCUUCGAGCUCCCCGUCAACAGCUUCGCUUCCAAACGACCACUACCUCGUCAUCAGCGAGCGCAAGCGGAGGCAGCUCACACUUUGGAGCUGGCGUCGCCGGAGGACUCGCAGGCGCCGGUCUCUUCUACGCAAUCUACUCCUUCACCCCCGCCGGACGCACCGCAUCCAAGGUCAACAAGGCCGCCAAGGAGGCAGAGAAGAAGUACCAGGUUGCCGCGAAGAAGCUGCAGGAGAACACCCCGUCGCCCGACCAAGCCAUCGACUCCAUCAAGCAGUUCGCCUACUCCUACGUCGGCUGGAUCCCCGGCGGUCGCUCCUACGUCGACUCCGCGUUUGACGACUUCGAAACUGUCCGCAAGAACCACAAGGAGGAGGCCGACGAGAUCAUCAACGAUGCCUACAAGCAGUUCCAGGAGGUCGCCAAGGCCGGUCUGAGCCUGGAGGCCGUUCACAAGGCGUGCGAGGUUCUCGCCGACCUGUCCAAGAAGAUUGCAAACCUGUCCGGCGAUGCCAUCUCCGACAUUGUUGACAAUCACCCUCAGCUGAAGGAGAGGCUCGGUGGCAACAUUGACCAGCUCAAGCAGCUGGGCGACCAAUACGGCCCUGAGGCGAAGAAGCAGGUCGAUGAGACGUGGAAGCAGAUCAAGGACAUCCUUGCGGGAGGCCUUACCGCUAGCAACUUCGACAAAGCCCGCAAGUUGAUUGAGGACAAGACUCAGCAGGUCAAGAAGCUCGGAGACGAGGCUUGGAAGAAGGCACUCGAGGAGGCGAAGCCCUACCUCGACAAGAACCCCAAGGUCAAGGAGCUUCUGGAGAAGAACGCCUAUGCACUGAAGCAGGGCAAUGCGAAGGAGGUAUUCGAGAAGGCCAAGUCUGCUGUCGACUCUGGCGACCUUGGUGGCUUGGAGAAGUAUGUUGGCGACGCUGUGGAUAAGGCCAAGUCUAAGGGCUCACAAUUGGGCGGAAGCUUCGGUGGCCUGGAUCAGUACUUCAAGAUGAUCCCUGACGGCGACCAGAUCAUUCCCAAAUUGAAGCAAUUGAGGGAAGUCGCGGACAAGCACAAGGAGGAGGGAGAGAAGUUGUUCAAGGAGACUCUGGAAGAGGUCAAGAAGGUCCUCGAGGCGAAGGGAAAGAAGGCGGAGGAGAUCGCCAAUAAGGCCAAGGAGGAGGCCAAGUGA
Molecule: messenger RNA, 1233 nt
Organism: Colletotrichum chrysophilum
Lineage: Eukaryota; Fungi; Ascomycota; Sordariomycetes; Glomerellales; Glomerellaceae
Exons: 1
Coding region: 1-1233 (410 amino acids)
Source: RefSeq, a predicted model, not a curated record